Messenger RNA from Papilio machaon (common yellow swallowtail), 791 nucleotides. RefSeq lists its product as uncharacterized. Bases 90 to 752 code for a protein of 220 amino acids. The transcript is spliced from 3 exons. The record is from RefSeq and is a predicted model, not a curated record. Lineage: Eukaryota; Metazoa; Arthropoda; Insecta; Lepidoptera; Papilionidae.
GCGGAGUCUGUAUUUAAGAGAUGAUGACUAUCCACUAGUGCUCACAUUGUCUCAGUUCCCGCUUCGCUGCGACGACACACAUUAGCAAAAUGAAGUUUCUGGUACUGACAGCGUUAGUGGCGGCGCAGCUUGUGGCAGCAAGCAGCGGGCCGGCUCCGGCGCAGACGCGCGACCGCCGCAGCUUCCAGCACUACGCGACCCCGCAGCUCUACGGCAACGGCAAUCAGUACUACACGUCGCAGGCAGGGUACGAGGUGUCGCCGCAACUGUACUCCACGCAGGUCUCCCCCAAAUUUUACAACUCCAGAACUGUGUCGCAAGGCUCCGUGUACCGACUUCCCUCCACCCCCUCCUCCUCAUACUACCCCUCGUCACAGACGUACACGCAGUACACGUCUGCGCCGCGUGUGCAGUAUAGAGUGCAGGCGGCGCCAGCGUACUCGCAGGUGUCCGUGCCCGCCCUCUACAACGCAGAGCACUCGGAGCACGCCUCCUCCUCCUCGCACUACCGCCUACAGGCCGCCCUGCCCGCUGCUCUCACCUUAGCCCAACCCUCAGCGCAGUACGCGCAGCCGUCCGCCCAGUAUGUGCAGUCAGCGACACAGUAUGUUCAGCCCUCCUCCGCGCAAUACGUGCAGUCCUCCUCUACGCAGCAUGUUCAGCCCUCUGUGCAAUACGUGCAGAGCAACGCACAGUACGCGCAACCCUCCUGGCAGCAGGGCUCAUGGACCGCCAACAACCCUUGGUGUUGACCUCAUAACCUUUUUAAGAUUUAAGAAAUAAAAAUUUUG